AUGUCCGUGUUUCAAGAACACUGGAGCCUUUGUCGAUGCGUAAGGGACGCAGCCUACAUCACAGGCUAUGUAUUGUUUUUUAGUGUCUUUGAUGACGAUGACGGCCAUAAGCGUGGACAGACUUCUCGCCCUGUUGUUGGGACUGCGAUACAAACAAAUUGUAACUUUGAAGCGCACGUAUAUUAUUGUAACUACCUUUUGGGUUUUAACCUUGUCGCCUCUUUAAAGUGGAUUUUUUUUAUCACCGUAUAUUCUUUAUGUACAGCUCCUUAGUUAUAUCAUUUUGCCUGGUAAUAUCAUUCGCAUCGUACACAAAGAUUUUUGCACUCUCAGAUAUCACCAGGCACAAGUACGAGAUCAACAACAGCCGAGCCAAACAAAUGCACUGAACAUGGCGCGAUUCAGAGAGGCAGUAUACAGUGCACUGUGGGUGCAGUUAGCAUUAGUUGUUUGUUAUGCACCACUAUGUACAGUGAAUAUUGUGAUCGCUCAUACCAAAAAUAUUCAUUUCUCUUAUUCGUCAUAUAUAAAGUAGCAAUUAUUUUACUUUGCUUCAACUCGACGUUAAACCCGUUCCUAUACUGCUGGAAGAUUAGUGAAGUGAGACAAGCCAUGAAGCAGGCAAUUAGAGAAGCACUUUGCUGA
Messenger RNA from Pocillopora meandrina, 645 nucleotides. NCBI's taxonomy places the organism in Eukaryota, Metazoa, Cnidaria, Anthozoa, Scleractinia, Pocilloporidae. The record is from the annotation of a GenBank genome assembly.